Oncorhynchus kisutch (coho salmon) is the source of this 3799-nucleotide messenger RNA. Its product is annotated as HHIP-like protein 1. The record is from RefSeq and is a predicted model, not a curated record. The transcript is spliced from 9 exons. The coding region runs from base 226 to 3279 and encodes 1017 amino acids. Gene Ontology annotation, cellular component: membrane. Lineage: Eukaryota; Metazoa; Chordata; Actinopteri; Salmoniformes; Salmonidae.
GUGGCUGGCCGGGGCUGACUGCUGAAUGAAAGGGCCUGUUGCUCUCCACCACCGUUCGUUUUUUUGUCCCACAAAAGAGCACAUGUCCAGAGCAAACAUAGGAAGGCUCUCCAACAGUCAAGCACCAGGGGGAAGGGACAGAAUCACCACUAUACACAGACCUUUUGGAAUUCUGCAUCACUCCAUUACUUAGCCCUACAGGUGGCAGGGUGAACUACCAUUGCUAUGAGCGGGGUAAGUGUAAAGGGAGUUGAGCUGAUGUCCCGGUGGCUGUUGGUCCUACUGGUCCUACUCGCACCCCGACAUGGGAACACACACCCCCAGUGCUUGGAUUACAAGCCCCCCUUCCAGCCACGGGAGCCUCUGGUCUUCUGUAAGGAGUAUGCCAAGUUUGGUUGCUGUGACCUAGAGAAAGAUGACAAGAUCUCCCAGAACUUCUACAAGAUCAUGGACUACUUUGACUACUUGGGUUACGUGACCUGUGCGAAAUACAUACGCACCAUCCUCUGUCAGGAGUGCUCUCCCUACUCUGCCCACCUGUAUGAUGCUGAGGAUGCCAACACGCCCAUGAGGGAGCUGCCAGGCCUGUGCGGAGACUACUGCUCUGAGUUCUGGCACCAGUGCCGCUACACCAUUAGCCUGCUCACCGAUAACAACGCCACGGUGGGCAUAGAGGAGGACCGCAAUAAGUUCUGUAACUUCCUGGAACUCAAAGACAGGGAGUACUGCUACCCUAACGUGCUCUCUGACGACAAGCUCAAUGCCAACCUGGGAGAUGUUCGGGCGGACCCCGAGGGCUGUCUGCAGCUGUGUCUGCAGGAGGUGGCCAACGGCCUGAGGAACCCAGUGGCAAUGGUCCAUGCCGACGACGGGACCCACCGCUUCUUUGUGGCCGAGCAGCUGGGCUACGUGUGGGCGUACCUGGCCAACGGCUCCCGUAUUGACCGGCCCUUCCUCAACCUGACCAAGGCAGUGCUGACCUCGCCCUGGGCGGGGGAUGAGAGAGGCUUCCUCUGCAUGGCCCUCCACCCGCGCUUCACGGUGGUGCGGAAGGCCUAUGUCUACUACUCAGUGUCUGUGAAGAAGGAGGAGAGGAUCCGCAUUAGUGAGUUUACACUGUCCGCUGAUGAUAUGAACCAACUAGACCACUCCUCAGAGAGAACUAUUUUGGAAGUGGUGGAACCUGCCUCGAACCACAACGGGGGCCAACUUCUCUUCGGGCACGAUGGCUACCUCUAUAUCUUCAUCGGUGAUGGCGGAAGAGCAGGGGACCCCUUUGGCAAGUUUGGGAACUCUCAGAAUAAGUCCACUCUGUUGGGCAAGGUGCUGCGUCUCGAUGUGGACAACAACGAUGACAUGGACCCCUACAGUAUCCCGUCGGACAAUCCUUUCCUGGGGGAGAAGAACUCGCUGCCUGAGAUCUAUGCCUACGGGGUGCGUAACAUGUGGCGCUGCUCCAUCGACCGGGGCGACCCCAUCACCGGGCAGGGUCGUGGCCGACUGUUCUGCGGGGACGUGGGGCAGAACAAGUUUGAAGAGGUGGACCUCAUCGUCAAGGGUGGCAACUACGGCUGGAGAGCCAAGGAGGGCUUCUCCUGCUAUGACAACAGGCUGUGUCGCAACUCCUCUCUUGAUGACAUUCUACCUAUUUUCGCUUACCCCCACAAACUGGGGAAGUCGGUCACUGGAGGCUACAUAUACCGAGGCUGCCAGAUGCCUAAUCUCAAUGGCCUCUACAUAUUCGGGGAUUUUAUGAGUGGGCGCCUAAUGUCACUGAAGGAGAACCAAAGCACUGGGAAGUGGGAGUACAAGGAGAUCUGUAUGGGAAAAGGCCAGACGUGCCGAUUCCCCAAACUCAUCAACAGCUAUUACAAAUACAUAAUCUCCUUUGCUGAAGAUGAGGCAGGGGAGCUGUACUUCCUGGCAACUGGAGCUCCCAGUGCGUCUGCCAGAGCGGGGGUGAUCUAUAAGAUAGUAGAUCCAUCCAGGAGAGCACCUCCAGGCAAGUGCAGCUUCAAGCCCACUCUUGUCAAGAUUAAGGGCAAGCUGAUUCACUUCCACCCGACGGAGGAGUUUGUCAUUGACAAGAAGCCGAUGACCACCGCUGUGCCCACUACUACGGCUAGAACAACAGCUACUACCACUCUCCGUACUCCUCCGACCACCAUGCGUUCUACGAAGACAAGACCUACCUACAGACCGCCAACUGCAACCCUGAAGGCUACCGCUAAACCUGCAACGACGCGGGCUACAAUGAAACCUUCAACGAUGAGGGCUACUAUUAAACCUGCAACGACGCGGGCUUCAGUUAAACCUUCAACGAUGAGGGCUACUAUUAAACCUCUGACGACGCGGGUUACAGUGAAACCUUCAACGAUGAGGGCUACAGUUAAACCUUCAACGAUGAGGGCUACUAUUAAACCUCUGACGACGCGGGCUACUGUUAAACCUGCAGCAACACCUUCCAACCCCACCUCAAUGCAGCAGAGGCCUACUGGUACCGCUACACCUGCCCUGACCACCUCAUGGAGGCAGGUAGUGACGGCCAGACCAGGUCAUGCCACCACUCUUUCCCGGCAGAGAAUGUCGUUGUCCUACACCAGGCCUACUGUUACCCCGAAGCCCCGACCACGGUUGACAACUGGAGCCAGAAGGCCCUCUCCACCAACAGCACGACCCUUGACCCGACCACAACCACACGACACGGUCAGACCCCCACCACUAGGGGAUACGACCAACCGGCCCCAGACCACACCAAGGCCCAUGUACUGUACAGCUUCAACAAAGCCCACCACCCAGAGGCCUAACUUCACCCUCUCAAAGGUCCAGGACAAGCUCCUGAAAGGCCAGAGUGACAAGAUAGACCGUUCCACAAGGAACCGGUUCAACAAGAAGGACCGGGGCUCCCAACCUGGGAAGCAGCGGCGCCGGAAGCACCGGGCUGGGUCUGUGAGGCUGAUCAGUGCAGAGCAGCUAUCGGACCGUGGGAGGGUGGAGAUUUACAUACGGGGGGAGUGGGGUACAGUGUGUGAUGACUUGUUUAGUAGUAAAGCGGCCAUGGUGGUGUGCCAGCAACUAGGAUUCCCUGUAGCCCUGCGUGUGGCUAAACGGGCAGAGUUGGGGGGCGGGAGUGGCAGUAUCCUGCUAGAUGAUGUGGAGUGUGAAGGCACAGAGAGGACUUUACUGGACUGCAAACGGGCAAUGGUGGGCAAGCACAACUGUGCACACGAUGAGGAUGUGGGGGUGGUGUGUGGCUACCACCACGACGAGGAUAAAUAAUGAGCCAAAAGACGUCUGACUGGGGGAUCAUUGCUACUCUCCUGUGCAUGAACAGAAUCUUCCUCUAUGUACUGUACUUCAGGGCACAAACUGUGGUCAGACACAUCUCACCCUUCUACUCCCCCGCACAUACUCACACACACUGCGAAUUCAAGAUGAUUAACAACAAUUGUUGAUUGUAGACUAGACAUCCUGAUACUUUACUUCAGAGGCAGAAUCCCUUUCCUUCCUUGCCUCUCUUCCAGAAAAAAGUGUAUCACUUUACAAUACUGUCCUCUGCUGGAAGAAAUGGCAUAUAUUUAUAAUUAUAAUGUUUUACAUUGUAUGAAUAUGUGUGUUUUCUUUUUCAUAAAACAAAAUUCUACAUGUGAAGAAGUGAUGUCAAAAUAAUAAUUAUAAUGAUAAUGAAAAGGAAAAUGCUGGACAUUGUGUGCUUUAUUAUUGUAAAAUUUGACUGAUUAUAUACCGUAUGUAAACUGUUUAAGGCCAUUGAGACGAAUAAAUAGAGAUUUCAAUUGAA